This is a messenger RNA of Ochotona curzoniae (black-lipped pika), 939 nucleotides long. It is a transcript of the gene CCER2, whose product is annotated as coiled-coil glutamate rich protein 2. The record is from RefSeq and is a predicted model, not a curated record. The transcript is spliced from 5 exons. Lineage: Eukaryota; Metazoa; Chordata; Mammalia; Lagomorpha; Ochotonidae. The coding region runs from base 1 to 939 and encodes 312 amino acids.
AUGCCGCGCCUCGGGCUCCCCUCCACGCUGCUGGUACUGCUGCUGCUGGCGACCAGUGGGUACCCUAAACCCCCGGGGGACCCCUCUGCUGCUCCCGUGGCUCUGCCAACCGGCCCUUCCAAGCAGGAGCUGACCCGCUGUCUGGCAGAGGUGGUCACCGACAUCCUGACGCUGGGCCAGGCCCCGAGAAGCCCCUGCACGUCUCUGCUCCGAGAGAGCUCCGUCUUCCUGAAUGAGAAGUGCCACGUGGAGCCCUCCACCUGCCAGUUUUCCCCGUGGAGCCUGCUGCCUGGGUACUUCCGCCAGGCAGAGCCGAGGGCUGAGCAGCAGGGGAGGGACCAGGAGGAGGCCUCGGACAGGCCCCAGCCCUCAGAGGACCUGGAGCAGCUCCACCACAGGAUCUCUCCGGAGGCUGAAGCCGCGGACAGGCCCCAGCGCUCGGAGAACCUGGAGCAGCUCCACCACAGGAUCUCUCCGGAGGCUGAAGCCGCGGACAGGCCCCAGCACUCGGAGAACCUGGAGCGGCUCUACCAUAGGAUCUCUCCGGAGGCUGUGGUCAGGCCCCAGCGCUCAGAGAGCCUGGAGCAGCUCCACCGCCAGCUCCUCCGGGAGGAGGAGGAGCUGCAGAAGCAAGAGCUUGUGGAGGGCCUGCAGCACCUGUGGAAGCUGCAUUCCGAGGAUGGAGGGGACCCCCAGAAGCGGGAGGCCGAGGCGGAGGAGAAGGGCGUGCAUGUGGCUGGUGGAGGCCACAGCCUGUGGCAGGGGCCCGAGAGAGCUGGCGACCCCUACCCGCACCAUCACCAUCAGCAACAGCACCUGCCACUUGGGACUGAGGCUGCUGAGAGGGAGGAGCAGGAUACGGAGCGGCUGGUCCACGUGUCAGAGGAGCUGAGGAAGGCGUCUGAGGCGCUGGGGCGGGAGCUCAGGAGGGACGGCUGA